AUGUUAGUGAAAAAUUUGAUAAAAGCAGAAGAAAGAUUUGAUGGUAGAAAGAUUAAGGAAACAAGGAAGCUCGAAGUAGAGAAGAUAUCUAAUUCCUGUCUGAUCUCUAUGGGGAAGUCUCGGCUGCUGGCUGUGUCCCAGAAAGGCAUAUCCAGGCCAUAUGUGGACAAAUCACAUGAAGGAAUAGUGAACUUCAGCAUAUCCAUGGGAGGAAAAAGACAUGAAAGAUUGGUGAACUUCCUCCACAAGGUGUAUAUCAAGCAGAAAAGUAUCGAUCUUGAGAGCCUCUGUAUCAAGUUAAAUGAAGAGGUUGUACUGAUUCAUAUAGACCUAAGGAUUCUGUCCUGUGACGGAAGUAUCUAUAGUCUUAUAGUCCAAGGCGUGAAUUCUGUGCUGGAGACCCUUGGAGUGAAAAUGAACUACAUGCCCCAGUGCUUUUCUUACUGCUCAAUUGACAAUGUGGUCAUCACAGACCCUUCGGAAAAUGAACAAAUCGAGGAAGAUUGGAAUUGUGUUGUGGUGAUGAAGUCGCCUAAGGAAAUAGUUUUUCUUGAGAAGAUAGGAAGGGAAUGCAGCAUAGAACAAGUGUUCGAAACCAUCGAUAGAUCUGUCAAAGACUUCGUGGUGCCUCUCCCAGGAACAGAAGGGGAGAAAUGGCUUAGAAGCACUUGA
Encephalitozoon intestinalis ATCC 50506 is the source of this 672-nucleotide messenger RNA. RefSeq names its product RNase PH-like exoribonuclease. Gene Ontology annotation, cellular component: cytoplasmic exosome (RNase complex); nuclear exosome (RNase complex). Lineage: Eukaryota; Fungi; Microsporidia; Unikaryonidae. The record is from RefSeq and is a predicted model, not a curated record. The coding region runs from base 1 to 672 and encodes 223 amino acids. The transcript has a single exon. Gene Ontology annotation, biological process: nuclear mRNA surveillance; U1 snRNA 3'-end processing; U4 snRNA 3'-end processing.